Coffea eugenioides is the source of this 747-nucleotide messenger RNA. RefSeq lists its product as uncharacterized. Bases 1 to 747 code for a protein of 248 amino acids. The transcript has 2 exons. Gene Ontology annotation, molecular function: nucleic acid binding; zinc ion binding. Lineage: Eukaryota; Viridiplantae; Streptophyta; Magnoliopsida; Gentianales; Rubiaceae. The record is from RefSeq and is a predicted model, not a curated record.
AUGGGAAGAGAAACUGGCAGAAUUAAAAUACCAGAGCCACCAAAGGGAGCUCCAUCGAAGGGAGCACAAGGCAGACAAGGGCACCCAGGAACUGUCUCACAAGGAGGCCAAGUGCGAACUCCUCGCGAAACUUGUGAAUAUUGCGAGAAACCAGGACAUGGGGUGACUAAUUGCCCUGAGAGGACCCGCCCAGAGAGUGAAAUUCAAAAGUCGGAUAAACUAAUUUCUAGGCAAACAAGUGGAGGAGAAAGUCAACCUAAAGUGCCAGUUAGGGUAUUUACUGUAGACCAGCAACAAGUCCCUGACCCUUCUGAGGUGAUAGAAGGUAUGAUUCCUAUUUACCAUCGCCUAACUAAGGUUUUAAUCAAUCCGGGUGCAAUCUAUUCUUUCGUAAACCCUAAUUUUAUGUGUGGUUUGGAUGUGAAACCUGUUAAGUUGCCCUAUGAUCUAGAGGUCGGGACACCUACGGGGGAUCGAUGUUUGAUUGCCAACUUGAUGUAUAAAAAUUGCGAGAUAUGGGUUGGAGAGCGUAAACUGGUGGCAGAUUUGAUGAGUUUAACCAUUAAGGGGUAUGACGUUAUCUUGGAAAUAGAUUGGUUAUCUCGAUACCAUGCUCAAUUAGACUGUAAGAUGAAAGUGCUGGAGCUUCAUAUUCCUGAAGAAGCAACCCUAAAAUUGGAUAUGAGAGGCAGGCUAGUUUCAUCUGCUCUUAUUUCAGAAAUUCGGGUUAGAAAGUUAUUAAGUUAA